Messenger RNA from Alternaria atra, 1476 nucleotides. RefSeq lists its product as uncharacterized. The transcript has 4 exons. The record is from RefSeq and is a predicted model, not a curated record. NCBI's taxonomy places the organism in Eukaryota, Fungi, Ascomycota, Dothideomycetes, Pleosporales, Pleosporaceae. Gene Ontology annotation, molecular function: transmembrane transporter activity. Gene Ontology annotation, biological process: transmembrane transport. The coding region runs from base 1 to 1476 and encodes 491 amino acids.
AUGGGUUUCCUUAGGAGACCUACAUUGCGCAGUCGCGACGAUCAGAGGACGCGCGCUGCUGAACUCACCUUGCGCGAGUCCAUCUAUCCACUCUGCCUCGUCACCAUUCUUUUCUUCCUUUGGGGUUUCUCGUACGGCCUUAUCGAUACUUUGAACAAGCACUUUCAGGACGUCCUCGGCAUAACGCGUGCUCGCUCUUCUGGCUUGCAGGCAGCAUACUUCGGUGCAUACCCGCUCGCUUCACUGGGACAUGCCAACUGGCUACUGCGCCAUUGGGGUUACAAAGCCACCUUCAUCUGGGGGCUGUGCCUUUAUGGUUUAGGCUCUCUGCUUGCUUGGCCAUGUCUCGUUUACCGUUCGUUUGGGGGCUUCUGCGUGGCUAUCUUCGUAAUUGGUAACGGACUCGGCUCGCUUGAGACAGCAGCAAAUCCUUAUCUAGCCGUUUGUGGACCACCAAAGUAUUCCGAGAUCAGAAUCAACAUUGCGCAAGCUUUCAACGGCAUUGGCACUGUGGUCGCGCCGGUCCUUGGGUCCUAUGUCUUCUUCAACCACGUAGGAACCGAUCAAACAGCCCUUGAGAAUGUACAGUGGACGUACCUCGGCAUCGCAUGUUUCGUCUUUGCCCUUGCGAUUCUGUACUACUUUACAGAAAUUCCUGAGAUUACUGAUGCCGACAUGGCUUUCCAAGCAGAGAGUACUCACGCUGGUACUGAUGUAAAACCUUUCCGCAAACAAUAUCGUUUGUUCCAUGCGACCUUUGCUCAAUUCUGCUACACCGGGGCGCAGGUGGCGAUAGCUGGAGCGUUCAUCAACUACGUCGUCGAGACACGAGUUACAGCAGGCCACGAGACAGACAACUCAACAGCAGCCCGUUUUCUUGCUGGUGCACAGGGCUGUUUCACCAUGGGUAGAUUCGUGGGUAGUGCCCUCAUGAAGUUUGUCAAACCACGAUGGGUGUUUCUCGUCUUCAUGACAAUGUGCAUCAUCUUCAUCAUCCCGGCCAUUACCGAACGAGGCAAUACUGGCAUGAGCAUGCUGUACAUUGUACUCUUUUUCGAGAGUAUCAUCUUCCCGACCAUCGUUGCGCUUGGCAUGCGUGGAUUGGGCAAGUAUUCCAAGCGUGGCUCAGGCUUCAUUGUAGCUGGUGUUUCGGGCGGCGCUGUCGUGCCCCCACUGCUCUUCGGAGCGAGUGAUACACUGGGAAAGGCAAGGCCUCUUGAGGGAUACUCGCCAACUGCCAUUGCGAUGACUGUUCCAUUGGCGUUUUUUGUCGCAGCGUGGAGUUACUCUUUCUGUGUCAACUUUGUGCCAGCUUACCGCAACGUGGCAGAUAAGUUCUCGACGGCAGAGAUUGGCAUCAGCAAUGCGCACGCAAAUGACCCGGAGAGCCAGAUGGAGCAGAAAGAUGGUGGCGCACUUGGUAAGAACGAGUCGCCAGCACAUACAGAGGCGGUGGAUAUCGACAGUAAGACCUAG